AUGGCCGUGCGCUCCCGCCGCCCAUGGAUGAGCGUGGCACUGGGGCUGGUGCUAGGCUUCACCGCCGCGUCCUGGCUCAUCGCCCCUAGAGUGGCCGAGCUGAGCGAGAGGAAGAGACGCGGCUCCAGCCUCUGCUCCUACUACGGCCGCUCGGCCGCUGGCCCCGGCGCUGGCGCGCAGCAGCCGCUCCCCGAACCUCAGCCCCGGCCGCGGCUGGAGCAGUCGCCGCCCCCCGCGCGCCAGGAGCUCCAGGGGCCGCCGCCGCUGGCAGAGGCAGCGCCCGGGGUAACCAGUUUUCGGAGCAGCCCCUGGCAACAGCCACCCCCGCUGCAGCAGCGGCGACGAGGACGCGAGCCCGAAGGCGCAACGGGGCUGCCAGGCGCCCCCGUGGCAGAAGGGGAGCCGGAGGAGGAGGACGGGGGCGCGGUUGGGCAGCGCAGAAGCGGCCGGCCGGGGAGCAGCCACAACGGCAGCGGGGACGGGGGCGCCGCCGCCCCGAGCUCCCGACCCCGGGAUUUCCUGUACGUGGGAGUGAUGACCGCGCAGAAGUACCUGGGCAGCCGCGCGCUAGCGGCGCAGCGGACCUGGGCGCGCUUCAUCCCCGGCCGCGUGGAGUUUUUUUCCAGUCAGCAGUCCCCCAACGCCGGGAUAAGCCAGCCCCCGCCACCCCUGCCUGUCAUCGCGCUACCGGGGGUGGACGACUCCUACCCUCCCCAGAAAAAGUCCUUCAUGAUGAUCAAGUACAUGCACGACCACUACCUGGACAAGUAUGAGUGGUUUAUGCGCGCCGACGACGACGUCUACAUCAAAGGUGAUAAGUUAGAAGAGUUUCUUCGAUCACUGAAUAGCAGUAAACCUCUCUACCUGGGUCAGACUGGCCUGGGGAAUAUUGAAGAACUUGGAAAAUUGGGGCUGGAGCCUGGAGAGAACUUCUGUAUGGGAGGACCUGGCAUGAUCUUCAGUCGAGAGGUUCUCAGGAGAAUGGUGCCACAUAUUGGUGAAUGCCUCAGAGAAAUGUACACAACUCAUGAGGACGUUGAAGUAGGAAGAUGUGUUCGACGCUUUGGUGGGACUCAGUGCGUCUGGUCUUACGAGAUGCAACAACUGUUCCAUGAAAAUUAUGAACAUAAUCGGAAGGGUUAUAUCCAAGACCUUCACAAUAGCAAAAUCCAUGCAGCCAUAACACUUCACCCCAACAAAAGGCCUGCCUACCAAUACAGGCUUCAUAAUUACAUGCUCAGCCGCAAAAUUUCUGAACUUCGCUACCGCACCAUCCAGCUCCACCGGGAGAGUGCUUUGAUGAGCAAGCUCAGUAACAGCGAAGUGAGUAAAGAGGACCAGCAGCUGGGAGUAAUGCCUUCUUUCAACCACUUCCAGCCUCGGGAGAGAGAUGAAGUGAUAGAAUGGGAGUUCCUGACAGGGAAACUCCUUUACUCAGCAUCUGAGAACCAGCCUCCUCGACAGAACAUCAACAGCAUCCUGAGAACAGCACUGGAUGACACCGUGCUACAGGUGAUGGAGAUGAUCAAUGAAAAUGCCAAGAGUAGGGGACGGCUCAUUGACUUCAAGGAGAUUCAGUAUGGCUACCGCAGGGUUGAUCCCAUGCAUGGGGUGGAAUACAUUUUGGAUUUACUCCUCUUGUAUAAAAGACACAAGGGGAGGAAACUGACUGUGCCAGUGAGACGUCAUGCUUAUCUUCAGCAGUUGUUCAGCAAGCCUUUCUUCAGAGAAACUGAAGAGCUAGACGUCAACAGCCUUGUGGAGAGUAUUAACAGUGACACUCAGUCAUUCUCCUUUAUAUCUAAUUCUUUAAAGAUACUAUCUUCUUUUCAAGGUGCCAAAGAAAUGGGAGGGCACAAUGAAAAGAAAAUACACAUUCUUGUUCCUCUCAUUGGAAGGUAUGACAUUUUCUUGAGAUUCAUGGACAACUUUGAAAAAACUUGUCUUAUUCCAAAGCAGAAUGUAAAGCUGGUCAUCACCCUUUUCAGUAGGGAUUCUGGCCAAGAUUCCAACAAGCAUAUUGAGCUGAUAAGAGAGUAUCAGAACAACUACCCUAAAGCAGAAAUUACCUUGAUCCCCAUGAAGGGAGAGUUCUCCAGAGGUCUCGGUCUUGAAGUGGCUUCUUCCCAGUUUGACAAUGAUACUUUGCUGCUAUUUUGUGAUGUUGACUUGAUCUUCAGAGGAGACUUUCUCCAACGGUGUAGAGACAAUACAAUUCAGGGACAACAGGUGUACUACCCCAUCAUCUUUAGCCAGUAUGACCCAAAGGUAACCAAUGGGGGAAAUCCUCCCACUGAUGAUGACUUUGUCUUCUCAAAGAAGACUGGAUUUUGGAGAGACUAUGGAUAUGGAAUUACCUGUAUUUAUAAAGGUGAUCUUCUGGGUGCAGGGGGAUUUGAUACCUCAAUACAAGGCUGGGGACUGGAAGAUGUAGAUCUCUACAAUAAAGUUAUUCUGUCUGGCUUAAGGCCUUUCAGAAGCCAAGAAGUGGGAGUGGUGCAUAUUUUCCAUGCAGUUCAUUGUGACCCUAACUUGGAUCCUAAGCAGUAUAAGAUGUGCUUAGGAUCCAAGGCAAGUACUUUUGCCUCAACCAUGCAACUGGCUGAACUCUGGUUGGAAAAACAUUUGGGUGUCAGGUACAAUCGAACUCUCUCCUGACAGUCCGGGCAACACAUAUUGCCUUUUUAAAGGGGAGUUUACCUCAUUGUUGGUUGUUGUUAUUUUUAUUUUAUUAUUGUUAU
This is a messenger RNA of Neomonachus schauinslandi (Hawaiian monk seal), 2741 nucleotides long. It is a transcript of the gene CHSY3, whose product is annotated as chondroitin sulfate synthase 3. Gene Ontology annotation, cellular component: Golgi cisterna membrane. The record is from RefSeq and is a predicted model, not a curated record. Gene Ontology annotation, molecular function: glucuronosyl-N-acetylgalactosaminyl-proteoglycan 4-beta-N-acetylgalactosaminyltransferase activity. The transcript is spliced from 3 exons. Bases 1 to 2658 code for a protein of 885 amino acids. Lineage: Eukaryota; Metazoa; Chordata; Mammalia; Carnivora; Phocidae.